Lymnaea stagnalis (great pond snail) is the source of this 7548-nucleotide messenger RNA. The record is from the annotation of a GenBank genome assembly. NCBI's taxonomy places the organism in Eukaryota, Metazoa, Mollusca, Gastropoda, Lymnaeidae.
AUUUUGGGACAUUUAGGUUAACAUGGCGGCCCCCAUGAAAUAAACAAAUUAUGGACCUGCAAACCUCAAAUUAAUGCAAAAAUGCCCGAUGACACCGAUGACGAACGGAAAUUGAACGUAAAAAAUAAUCAUCAUCGAGGAAAAGAGUUAAGAAAUCAGCGCGCUCAAAAUGACCCAUGCUUACUGGUCAGUUGAGUUGAGUCAUUUAUAUUCAGUAAGCGUAGCUAGGGAGUGGAGUAGUAUCAGAUUGAGCAGCUGCAGAGUGGUAAAUAAACGUACCGGUUGGCUAACAGAUUUAAAAAAAAAUAAUAAUAAUAAAAUGAAUGAUCUACUCGCAUAAUAUGUUCACAGUCUUCCAUAUAUAAAUGCUUUGGCACUAUUAUACACCACUUAUUGAGAGGUUUUCAGAAUUGUAAAAGGAAAUGACCUUGUCAUUGUCAUCCUCGGUAUUGAUCAUUCACAUUGAAUUUGAAUUCAUUGAUGAAUUUGGAGAUCACUGAGUCUGAGAAACUGAGUGAGAGUGUGAUACUGAUACUUGCAAAAAUGUUUGUGAUUUAUGAGGAAGUUUAAGUGGGUAAAAUAAAAAUUGAAUUACAGAUUAAAUGUGUUAGUAUUGCCAAAUAAAUUUAAAUAAAUGUUGUUUUAGUUUCCUGAUGUCUAGUCUAUUCUAUUAAGUCUAUUGUCUAUUGCCACCUGUUAUUGUUAAAACUUUAAAUUAAUUAUUAGUGUAUUAUUCCACAUGCCUACCUGCUACUGUUAUAUUUUAAAUUAUAUUAAAAAUUUCUACUGGUACAAGUAGGUAGUCCAAACUGAAAUUAACUAUAAAUUAUAAUAAAUAGCAGACAUUUGUGGAGGGUUUCACCUGAUUCUGAUGGAACUUUUUAUACCGAUACUAAUACUAAGAUAUGCUACAAUUAUUUUAUGAAAAUACUGGUAUCUAAAUAAAAAUGUGACAAGAUUUUAAGACUUAGUAAAACUGAAAAAAAAAAUGAUUUUCCUCAUUUUGAAAAAGGGCCUUUUUAAGGACCUAUAUUUUCUAAAAUAAUUCACAGAGAAGUCCAGGAAUUGAUGUAUUUGCUCCAACGUUCAUAAUAUUUAAGCCCAAUCAUAUUUAUCGCAGCUAAAAUCAUUUAUUCAAAAGUUUAAAAAAUAAAAAUAAAGCUUUUUAGUUGUUAAUAUUUUCCAACAUAAAAAGUGUAAAAAAAUACAAUUUAAAAAUAGGAGCCAGAAUGAUCAAUUAAUCAAUUCAUUGAUCAUGGGCCCUCAAAGUAUAAAAGAAGAAGAAGAACAUUCAUAGAUGUUAAGACUCAAGAAUAAGAAAAAUGGGGGAGUCCAAUGUCAUUAGGCCUGAUAAAUGAGGUAGGUAGUAGUACUAGUACAUCUAAGAUGAAAUGAUAUUGAAAAUUUUUUAAUUUGAAGUAAGUUUUAUUAAAUUUUAAUAAAUUAUUCACAACCUCACUAUCAAGAUAAGCUAACAAAUUUUUUUUCAAUUAUCUUGUGUUGUAUAAUGUUUGAUUCCCUUCAAAGCCUCUUACCCCAGAUAAUAAUUGGCGAAGGUCCACCUACUUACAGUCUCGUCGGCAGUCAAUUUUAUUUUCUUGAUUGGACAGAAAUCCCCUAUAAAAUCAAUAAUAGGACCUUGUUUUAAUUUUAUAUAAUACUGGUACAAGAAUAUAUCAAACAUUAUUAUGUCUGCAACAUGUCUUAUCAACUUUUUUUAUUGCUAGACUAGUGCUAGACUGUCCUCAACUAAAUACGUUUAUCCCAGCCUAGUUCACAAUGGUUCAGUAUUAUUAUAUAUCUAAUUUCUAACACAAAUUAAGUAAAACUCAAUUUUAAUCAACAUUUUAAUUUAUUAAUACAUUAUAUGAAACUUGAAUUCUACCACUUACUGUUGAUCAAAGACUCAAACAUGGUUAAAAAGCUCCCUCAUGACACAGGCUCAGGUAGUAGUUACCGCAUAGGCGUCGGCUGGCUAGUGCUAGUGUGAUAUCAAAUGGUUAAAAACCUGAACUUUCCAAUGGUGAAGAGAAAGUACUAAAAUCUUGGUGUUUUGACACAUUUUUCUUGUACAUAAGUUUUCAACCGGCUUUUUCUAAAUAAAAUAAGCUAGAUAGAUAGACUUUCUAUAGAUUAAACCAAAUAUCAGCAUCUGCUCUUUCUUAUGGUUGUAGAAUUUUCCUUAAAUAGGCUUUAAGACGCUAGCAAAAACGCUGUAAAAGCUGUCAAAACUGAUACUUUUCAAACACACACAAUACAUGAAUACAUUUUCAAACACAUGUUAAAAGACAUUGAAGUAAAAUAUUUUGCCAGAAAAAGACUUAAACUUUAUUCACAUAUAAUAUACAUUUUAUUCCUGUAUUGUCACACUGAGAUAGUGUGAUUGGGUUAUGUGUUUUUUUUAAAUAAUUUUGUCAGUGAUCAUUAAUGUUUUUCAUUUGGAAAUUCCCCAUGUAUUGCACCACUUAGACUCAGUCAUGAAUGCGCUUCAAGGCAUUUCCUGUGUGGUGCCAUAUUAUGAGCACAAGAAGACAUUCUUUAGGGAGUGAGUGAGUGAAUUUUAUAGAGCUGGGUACAUUUUGGCUAGUGGACAGAAGUUUUCAUUAAUAUGUUGUGAACGCCAUUAAUAUUGGUUUGUGUUUAUUUUGUAAAUAAUUAAAGAAUAUUUGUUUGAUCAACCAACUCAUUAAUUCUUUGAAGGAGAGAGAAAUGGAGUUUUAGACUCUGAUAUUAUUUUCUGUGGCGGUUCGGAGGGGCCCUACCCCUAGACGACAUUUCGCCACAUGUAAUAUUACAAGAAGUGGUUUAAUUGUAUUUUUUGAAAAAUUACCCUGAAAUGCAUUUUUUCUCAAGUAUUAAAUACCGGUACCUACUAUUUUUACUAUUGUUCUCCCUUCCCACCAUUCCAGUUUAUGUAAGACUUAUCAAACAAAAAAUCGAUUUGAAAAAUCUUUAUUAUACAGUGAUAAUAUCUCCUGUUGUAUUAUCCAGGAAAAUGAAAUGGCUAUGAGAUGCCUUGAUGAAAAUGCCUAUGACAGGGAGAAAUGCCGAGAUUUUUUCAAGAAUUACAAAAACUGUAGAAAGUUUUGGGUAAGUGGCUAAUCUGUCUUUAAGAUUAAUUCAUUGCCUCCUGAAUUAGUCUUGUAUAACUUAUAUUGAAUCCAUUUGUUUUAUCAACAGUGUUAUCUAUCCCAUUUGUUUUAUCAGCAUUGACCGCUAUCAGUUACUAGCUGACUCUCAUUACUAUUUUGGAUCUUUGAGAUUGCAUUACUACUUUCAUGGUAGAGAGAGCACACAACAGGAGGAUGAAAUGAUCUCCUUUCAGAGACAAUGUAAAUCCACCAGGACACCACCCUCGGAUCAGUCGAAAGCUUUAGAUCUCUACAUCAGUAGUACUAACCAUCAUCUCAACAAUUUCUCUCUCCUUAAACUUCGACAUUCCAACCUCUCUAAACAAGAAUCUCAAGCGCUGUCUAUGUUACGUAAACGUAACGACAUUAUAAUUAAACAUGCUGAUAAGGGCGGUGCUGUCAUUGUUGCUUGCCCCACUGAACACAUUUCAGAAUUUCUAGAUGGGGUCUUUCAGUCCUUUGUUACCUCUUUAUCAUGCUUUAACUUUAAUAACUUUUAAUUCCCUAAACAUUAUCCCUGAUACAAAACACUUACUUUUUUUACUUGAUGUCUGCUCCUUAUACACAUCAAUUCCACAUGUAGAUGGUCUUAGAACUUUGAGAUUUUUUCUUGAAAAUAAACCACACUCCUCUAUCUCCACUGGCACUAUUAUCAGAUGGCCGAAAUGGUACUCACCCUCAACUCCUUUGAAUUUAAUGGCCAUUUUUUUACCACAUUAGUGGCAUAGCCAUGGGCACAAAAAUGGGACCUAGUUAUGCUUGCCUAUUUAUGGGUCAUUUUGAAUAUAUGGUAGAGAAAGCAUAUUCUGGCUGUAUCAAUGAAUUUUAUAAAAGAUACAUUGAUGACGGCAUUGGCAUCACGACCAUGGAAACUAAUGAACUUCAAAAAUUUAUAGAUUUCUUAAACACAUUUCAUCCAUCCAUAAAAUUUACUUCCCAAAUCUCUGGACAUUCUGUCAACUUUCUUGAUAUCAAGAUAACAUUGAAAGAAAUUGGAUUGAUCACAUCUGCCUACAACAAACCCACUAACUGUCAUAGUUACCUAUUGUAUUCAUCCUCCCACCCCAAAUCAUCCAAAGACUCUUUACCCAUCUCACAACUUCUUAGACUGUUGCUUGAUGAAGACUUUUUAGAAAAAACUGAUAAAAUGAUGGAUUUCUUCUGCUCCAGAUGUUAUCCUGAAACUACUCUUAUCUCGGCAUUCAAUCGUAUCAGCACUAUCACACGGAAAGGCCCUUUUAAACCUCACCAUAACAAAAAUGAGGAUGAACCAAACUCAUACUAACCCUCACAAUUUUACAGCCAAAAAAAUAUUCAUAAAGAAUUGUAACAUAUGUCGAGUAUGAGCAUUCAUUAAUAAUUGUUGCGACUGAAUAUUAUGUUCAUUAGUUGUUGAACGCUUUUCCCGCGCUUGACUCUUAUAGUUAUUGAACGCUCUUCCUGCCAUUGUCUCUAUGACGUAUUUUUAUGCUGAUUCGUGACGUAUUGUCUAUGCAGUAUUGUGAUGUAUGUUUUAGUCGUGCGGCAGUCUUGAGUGGAACUUUGGAGUGAUAGGAUGUGUACGGUAUUAUUUAGGUCUGAUAGCGAGCUGCGCUAUAUUCAGGUGUUAUGUGUAUUAUAUUUACUUAGUCAUUAAAGUUGAGUUCGUUCAAUGAUAGUAGGAAUAGUACGACGAUUUCAACGUGUGAAAAGAACUUGACGAAUGUAAUCAAUCCAAGAAGACUGUAGGAGUUGACAACAUACUUCUCUCACAAUUUUACAGCCAAAAAAAAUAUUCAUAAAGAAUUGUAACAUACUUCUUGAUGACCCCGACAUUAACAGGGUAUUCUCAGCCCCUCCACUGAUUGUCUUCAGACGGGACAGAAAUCUAGGUGACCUUCUGGUUCAUGGUCGCUGAGCUGACCCAUCUUACUUUUGAACUAAACCAUGCUCAAGAAGCCGAUGUAGAACUUGUUCCUAUACACUCCAAACAAAAAAACAUUAGCCUCCCUAAAGGUACCUUUACAAUCAAAGAGGGUUUCACAUGGGUCAGUCGUAAUGUGAUACAGCGAUUGUGUGCCGUAGAUGAGAUCCUAGUUAUAUAGGCGAAACUGGGAGGAGAUGGGCAGAUAGGUUCACAGAACAUCUCCGGGAUAUUGAACAAGGUAAACUUUCCCAUCUCUUCACACUUCAACAGAGAGCAACAUAAAGGUGAAUUGGAUAUAUUCAUUAUGGCACUUAUUUCUUGCACAAACACCACAAAGAGAGUUAAAAUGGAAAACAAAUUUAUUCAGCUUUUCGCACCAUAUCUCUACAUGGUAUGAAUCAAAUACUCUCCUACUAAGGUCUCUCACUUUCCCUGUAUUUCUUCUUUCCUUUUUCCUUAGAUUUUAAGUAUCCCUAAAUAUUUUGGUCCGUUAAGAUUCUCUCCCUUAUUUUUCACAGUACCAAUAUUUAUAUUCUUUCACUUCCUGUAAUCCUACUUCCGGCAACUACAUAGAAUACCUCCAUAGUUUUUUACUGGGCUUUGUUACUUGUUCUACUUCUAUUUGUUUUGUUUGAUGAUGAAGGCUCUAAGCCGAGACGUACAAAUCUUUUGUCCUGUCUAUUUAUUCAAGUUUAGCAUAACCUUGUUCUUAUAUUUUAUCUAUCCAAAGAAGUUUUAAGAAUGCUUUAUUUUUAUAUAUUUAUUUCAGUCUUGGAUUGUUUCUCAGAGAAAAAAGCAAGGUAUAGAGCCAAAUCUGCCUCCACCCGAAGAAAGGGAUCAAGUUAAGAAAGACUACCUUCCAAUGUUGUUAACAAAAUCUUAACAAAAAUUGUUGGUAGAAUGCUUGAUUUGCAUAUUAGUAUAAUAAUGUGUCCAGUGACAUAAGGUAAAUAUGGCAUCAAUUACAUGAUCCCAGUUAUUUGAAACUGUUUCAUUUGUUUAAAAAUGUGAAUCUUCUACCAUUUUGGUCUGCCCAAUUAAUGCAGACUCAGAUAAUUACUUUUGUUGUGCUACAUUUGCUAAUAGGUUGUUCCACUGCUUGUAUAGAUUUAAAAUAUGAGAAUGAGACUGAAUUUUUCUAUAAAUUAAAGUAUUAUUAAAUAUUGUUUUCAUAAAUACAAUAACACAAUGUUGACUUAUUGACUAUCUUUCCUCUUGUACUAUUCAGUAUAGUCCACUUUUAUUGUUUGAUGAAGUAUUACAAUUUGUGUGUGUGUGUGUGCAUGAAAUGAAAAGAACAUUCUUGAUUUCAUGUACCAGCAGUUUUUAUUUAUUUUUUUGUUUCAAUAUAUGCUCUUUAACAAUCUCUACAAGUUUGUGUUCUUUGAGAUAUGUAACUGCAAGAACCAUCAGUAAGCAAAGACUUGUUAUUCCAAUGUGGAUUAGCUUUUGCUGUACACUGGAACUCUCCGUACAAAAUGAAAUCUAUGGAGAUAAUAAUUUUUUUUUAAAAUUUUAACUUUAAAAAAAUCCUUGAUAACUAAACUGCAAAGUAAAGCUGAAAAAGCGAGGCUAAAAAUCAUAUACCAAAUAGAUUAAAAGUAUGGGAAAAUGUGUGUUUAAAGAACACAUAUGCCUAUCCCAGAUCCCAAAGACCCUAUGAAUUCCCCCAAGAUACUCUUAGAAUGGAACAUGUCAUAAUUAUCACCUGUGCACAAAUUAACUCCACAACUUAAAAACUCAUAAAAUUAGACUGAAAACUCUAAAUGAGACAGUAACACACCAUUUAAUUCACUGCCCAGCACCAAACUUUUUAUCAUCUACCAGAAUAUAUUUUAACACCUUUUAUAAUUUAUACUUUAUGCAAAGAAACUGUGGACUGCACAUUUUUUACUAUGGCCAAAGGGCACCUACCCAUACUGGAUCAGAAUGAUAAACUUGUGCAAAGAAAACUAUCAAUAAUGAGACUUAUUUAUAAAAUUUAUUAUAAUAAAAUUAUUUACCUGAGAAACUGAUGUGACCAAAAGUGAAGCAAGCAAUGCAGAUAUCACAGGUAAAGCAGGCACAAUGUUGCUUAGUGGAUUAUGCUCAGAUUUUCCAAAGUAGCCAGUUAUGAAGUACAUGCUGGAACACAAUUUUUGUAAUUUAUUACCGUACAAAAAUCAGAUGCUGGCUCUAGCUUUUAAAGCUAUAUCUGUUCAAGAUAUUUAAGUGGAACAAAUAGAAUGCUCACGAAUAUAAUUUAUAACCUGUAUCAGUAAUAAAACUAUUUGUUUACGUGUAACUAUAAAUAUAAAUGUACUUUUUGAUAAUGAUCAGUUGUCUCAAUAUUUGUACAUUUAAAUGUGGCUUGAGUAUAUCAAGUACUGGCAUAAGCAUAGAAAGUCUCAUUAAACAUAAUUGUUUACUUCAUUAAUUAAUGUUGCUGCAAUUCCCAUACAAAAUUGUAAGUUAUUUAUUGUAAUAGGUUUAAAUUAUGGUCUUUAAAUUUUAUCUACCAGUACCCAGUGG